Molecule: messenger RNA, 2325 nt
Organism: Mesitornis unicolor (brown roatelo)
Lineage: Eukaryota; Metazoa; Chordata; Aves; Mesitornithiformes; Mesitornithidae
Gene: ZP1
Product: zona pellucida glycoprotein 1 (sperm receptor)
Biological process (GO): binding of sperm to zona pellucida; prevention of polyspermy
Cellular component (GO): egg coat
Molecular function (GO): acrosin binding; structural constituent of egg coat
Source: RefSeq, a predicted model, not a curated record
AUGGGACGGAGCUGCUGCUUCCUCCUGCUGCUGCUGCUCCUCCUGCCCGGCCCGGGAGCUGCCUUCUCACUCCUGCAGUACCGCUACGAGUGUGGGGAGUAUGGCAUGCAGCUCCUGGCAUACCCCACCCGCGGCCGCACCGUCCGCUUCAAAGUCAUGGAUGAGUUCGGCACCCGCUUUGACGUGGCCAACUGCUCCAUCUGCCUCCACUGGCUCAACACUGGGGUGGACGGCACCAUCAUCUUCUCCUCCGGCUAUGAGGCCUGCCACGUCAUGGUGAAGGAGGACCGCUAUAUCCUGAGAGUGCAGCUGGAGGAGCUGCUGCUCAGCGGGGUCCUGGCCGCCUCCCAUGAAGUCAACAUGACCUGCCCGCAGCCCACAGACUACGAGAUCCUCGGGGACAGCAACAUGCACAUCGAGCACUGGGCUGGUGGUCGGGGCAACGGUGUCCACCAGGCCCAGUCUGAUGUCCUUGUGCCCCUGUCCCAGCCUGGCCUCUUGCACCACGUGUCCCAGUCCUCCCUCACCAUCCCGGGACCCCAGGUCUCUCCCCAAGCCCACUCAGAGCAGGUGCACCCCGUGGCUCAGACCCAGCCGGUCCUGGUGCACCCUGGGCUGCAGCCCCAGCCCCAGCCCAGCCUGGUGCAUCCAGGGCUUCAGUCCCAGCCAGGCAUGGGUCGUCCCCCUGCCCAAGCCCAGCAGGGUUUAAUCCGUCCAGGCAUGCAGCAGCCCGGGCUGGUGCACCCUGGAGCUCAAACCCAACCAGGGCUCCUUCGCCCAGGGAUUCAGACCCAAAACCAGCCUGGGCUGGUGCACCAUGGAGCUCAAACCCAACCAGGGCUCCUUCGCCCAGGGAUUCAGACCCAAAACCAGCCUGGGCUGGUGCACCAUGGAGCUCAAACCCAACCAGGGCUCCUUCGCCCAGGGAUUCAGACCCAAAACCAGCCUGGGCUGGUGCACCAUGGAGCUCAAACCCAACCAGGGCUCCUUCGCCCAGGGAUUCAGACCCAAAACCAGCCUGGGCUGGUGCACCAUGGAGCUCAAACCCAACCAGGGCUCCUUCGCCCAGGGAUUCAGACCCAAAACCAGCCUGGGCUGGUGCACCAUGGAGCUCAAACCCAACCAGGGCUCCUUCGCCCAGGGAUUCAGACCCAAAACCAGCCUGGGCUGGUGCACCAUGGAGCUCAAACCCAACCAGGGCUCCUUCGCCCAGGGAUUCAGACCCAAAACCAGCCUGGGCUGGUGCACCAUGGAGCUCAAACCCAAAACCAGCCUGGGCUGGUGCAUCCUGGAGCUCAAACCCAACCAGGUCUGCUUCGUCCAGGGCUGGUGCACCCCGGUGUCCAGUCUGGCUUAAUGCACAGUGGUGCUCAGACUCAAGCAGGCUUGGUACGCCCAGGAGCUCAGCCCCAAAGCCAGCCAGGCUUAGCUCGCCCUGGCCUUCAGACCCAUUCCCAAACUGGCUUGGUGCGCCCAGCUCUCCAGAGCCAAGCCGGGCUGGUACAACCCAGCAAUCCCCGACUGAGUCUGGCGCAGCCGGGGCUCCAGUCCCGACCAGGUUUGCUACGCCCUGGCCUUCAGGCUCAGCCCCAGCCGGGUUUGGUGCGUCCAGGACUGCAGCCUCAAGCCCAGCCGGGCUUGCUGCGUCCUGGGCUCCAGUCCCAGCCCAGCCUGCUGCAGUCCACAGCUCUCUUCUACCCCUCGGCAGGGGCAGGCACACAGCUGACACGGGAGCAGUGCCAGGUGGCAGUGGGGAAGCUGGCCUGUGUGGCCCCGCAGGGCCAGGAGGGGUGCCUGCAAGCAGGCUGCUGCUACGAUGACAUGGACCGCGUCACUCCCUGCUAUUACGGCAACACAGCCACCGUGCAGUGCCUGCUGGAGGGACACUUUGUGCUGGUGGUGCCACGGGGCCUGGCCACCCAGCCCUACAACCUGGACAGCGGCGGCCUCGCCAGCAGCCAGCCCGGCUGCGAGCCCGUCCGGGUGACCGAGGCCUUCGCCAUGUUCCGCUUCCCCGUCACGCAGUGCGGCACCACCGUCCAGGUGAUCGAUGACCAGUUGAUCUAUGAGAACCAGCUGAUCUCCACCAUCGAUGUCCAGGGGUCCCGCCGCGGCUCCAUCACACGGCACAAUGAGAGCUACAGCUCCUACCACCCCGACGGCGACUACCCCUUGGUGAGGGUGCUGCGGGACCCCAUCUACGUGGAGGUUCGCCUCCUGCAGAAGACGGACCCCAACCUGGUGCUGGUCCUGCACCACUGCUGGGCCUCCCCCAGCACUGACGCCACGGCUGAGCCCCAGUGGCCCAUCCUGGUGGACGGGUGA